UUUUCUUCUACGUAUCCACUUGGCAGUUCAAGAUCUGACGAAGAACAAUUUAAUACAACUUUCCUGUUGAGAUCCAUAAUCAGGACUGUUGGAUAACAGCCGCAUAUAACACAACAAAAUUCGUUUUCUUCUUCGACAAGACUGUCGAAGUGCAGGACCCCCAUGAAAGCAUAGCACCUCUGAUCAUCGAUAUGUUUGCACGGAACAGAGGCUAAGUUAGACAAGCUGUCAAAAUGGCGGAACUGUUUGGGUCUGACGAUGGUAGCAUAGACAAAGCUGGCAGCGAACUUAUCAGUGAUGGAGAUAAUGUGUCCAAAACCCAGGAACAGUCUCAACUAGAAUUGGAGUUGGAAGAUCUUGACAUCACAUCACAAGAUGAUAAUAUCCUUGUUGAAUUAGAUGAUUUCCUCCAAAAACACAUGCAGGAUGAAUUCUUUCAACAAGCACUAGCAAAGGGUACUGAUUUGAGGCAGUAUUCUGAAGAAAUUGAAGAUGAACUUAGGGGCUUGGAAAAGCUGUCUAUACAAGAUUAUAUAAAAGAAAGUAAAAACAUUGCAAGCUUGCAUAAACAAAUAAAAAACUGUGAUGGAAUUCUGGAGACAAUGGAAAGUAUGUUAAGCAGUUUUCAGACGGACCUACAGAGUAUCAGCACUGAGAUUCAAACACUGCAAGAACAGUCUCUGAGCAUGAAUAUCAAGUUAAAAAACAGACAGGCUAUCCGUGGCGAACUUAGUCAGUUUAUUGACGAAAUGUAUGUCACCAAAGCAAUGAUAACCGCUAUUUGUGAUCUGUCUGUCACGGAUCAAGAAUUUGUUGAAAACCUUCACGAACUCAGUCACAAAAUCAAAAUGUUCAAAGAGCAAAGUUACAAAGGAUCAGCUGCAUGCAACGAUGUCAAAGAUGCCUUGGACAAACUAAAAACUAACGCCGUCGCAAAGCUCCGCGAAUUUAUUCUUCAGCGUAUCUACCAAUGUAGAAAACCCUUCUCAAAUUACCAAGUUCCGCAGAAUGCUCUUCUCAAAAACAGAUAUUUCUACGAGUUUUUACUGGCACAUCACCGUCAGGUUGCGAGGGAGAUCCGAGAUGAAUAUGUGGACACGAUGAGCAAAGUCUAUUUCUCGUAUUUCAGAGAGUACAUUAGCAAGUUAAUGAAACUGCAGUACGAAGAGGUUGCAGAUAAGGACGACCUCAUGGGUCUUGAAGACAGCUCGAAGAGAGGUUUUUUCUCCAACAAACAGUCAUUGAAAAAUCGAUCAACUAUUUUCAGUUUGGGUAACCGCGGGAAUGUGCUGGCUGGUGAACUGGAAGAACCAAUUAUUGUCCCUCAUGCUGCUCAAAAAUCUGAAAAAAGGUAUUCAUUCGAGACACUGUUCAGAAGCCAGCAUUUUGCACUGCUAGACAACUGCUGCCGAGAGUAUCUUUUUCUGUGUGAUUUCUUCUUGGUUACUGGAAACAAUGCGAAGGAGUUGUUCACUGCUGUCAUGGGAAAAGUUGUCACACUUUUCGGAAAACACAUGGAAAGCUACGUGACGACAUGCUUCGAUUCGAUUGCCAUUUUUCUCUGCAUUCACAUCAUCCAUAGAUACAAAAUCAUCAUGCUAAAGCGAGAGGUUCCUGUUUUAGAAAAAUAUUGGAAUGCAUUGCUAGAUUUGCUCUGGCCGCGAUUCCAGCAUAUUGUCGAUCUCAAUGCACAUAGCAUCCGCGAUACAGACCCGCAAAAGCUAGGCUCCAUUGAUGUGCGACCGCAUUACAUAACGAGGCGGUAUGCAGAAUUCUCUGCUGCUAUCAACAGUCUGAACGAAAGUUUUCCUGAUGAGCGAGUCAUCAAAUCCCUUGGCGCAUUGCAAACUGAAGUAGAGAACUUCGUUUUGAGACGAGCAGCAGAGUUUGUCAGCCGAAAAGAUCAGCUGGUCUUCUUAAUCAAUAACUACGACAUGAUGCUUCAAGUUUUAUCGGAAAGAACUGCUGAAGAUUCGAAAGAAACUGAAAGUUUUCAACAACUGCUGAAUGGGCGAACGCAAGAAUACGUUGAAGAGGUGUUGUCCCCACACUUUGGUGGAAUGAUAGCCUUCGUGAAAGAUACGGAGUCAGUUUUGGAAAGGGGUUCCACUUUACAAAGGAUCGACGAGGGUAAAAUUGAGCAAAUAGUGCGGGGAUUCGGUGCAGACUGGAAACACGCUAUAGAAACCAUAAACCAUGAGGUUAUGCGAUGUUUUUCAAAUUUCAGGACGGGAACCACAAUACUGCAGACGGCUCUCGCGCAAAUGAUCCAAUACUACCACCGCUUCCAGAAGAUCUUGGCUCAACCUCCUUUCAAAAGACUCUCUGUCAGAAGUGAACUUAUCAAUAUUCACCACGUUAUGGUGGAAGUGAAAAAACAUAAAACAACGUUUUGAUAUUGAAUUAUGAUAUAACAUUUAUUAUUGUAAUAACUGCGUAGUACUUAGAUCAAUUGAUUCUUAGUUAUA
Messenger RNA from Rhopilema esculentum, 2468 nucleotides. The record is from RefSeq and is a predicted model, not a curated record. Lineage: Eukaryota; Metazoa; Cnidaria; Scyphozoa; Rhizostomeae; Rhizostomatidae.